AUGGAUGUAGUUAGAGAAGAACAAGCUGCCUUCAGAGAGGAGAUGGACUCUGUCAAAAGCAAGAUCGAGCAGAUCUUCGAGGCUAUACAAGCUCUGGCUAGAAGGGAAGAAGAGGCCCGUGUUGCCACUGCUGCAAGGAACGAUGCUCUAGUUCAAGGGGUUGCUCUUCAGUCAGGACCUUCAGUUCCUAUUCCAAAUCCCGUUAUAUGCGGUCUUCCUCCAGGUUUUGUUCCACCGCCUGAAAGAACUCAUGUGCCUCCACCUGCGCAUACUUCUGAAGUAGCUGAUGGAGUCGCUACGCAAGGACCUCCGAUAGUCAAUCAAGUAUUUGUUCCCCGCACUGAUGAGGAGCUCCAGGACGAGUUUGAAAUGCAGAAUUACAAUGGAGCUACUCCAAUGGUCAUCCCUACUGCUGCCCAAGAUUCUGAGGCUAUCUUGAUGUGUCGUGCUCUGGCCGAAAAGCUAAGAAUCUUGGAAGGACAUAACUCAACCCGAUUGAGUGCCUUGGAGAUGUGUCUGGUCCCAGACGUGGGAGGUUCCAGCAGUCAACCAAUCUUGAAGAAGCCUUUCAACGGAUUCAAGAGGAAGGAGGGUGAGACUAGUGUCAUUUCUUCUCAGAGGGGGAGGGUACCAUACAAGGCUCCUGCUUCUGUGCCUUAUUAUCAGUACCCUUACGUAGCGGCUGCUCAUUAUCCAACCAUGCCUUACCGUCCAAUUGCUCCUGUUCUUAUUCCAGCUCCGGUACCUCACUAUCAAGUUCCAGUUCCUCAAUAUCAAGCUCCACAACCUCAGUUCCAGGCUCCUCCACCUCAACAUCAACAGAGAAAUCAACAGAAUAAUCAACCACGUCCAGUUCAGCAGCAACGACCAAAUCAACAGAGGCCAUAUCAACAGUACAAUAAUGGUCAUACAACAGAGAAUUGCAAGGUGUUCAAACUACGGGUUCAAGAGUUGAUAGAUCAGAAAAUAUUGUCUUUUGCUGAUGUUCCAAAUGUGGGGAACAAUCCUUUGCCUAAACAUGAUAGUUCAGGUGUCAAUGCUAUAGAAAGUUCAACUGAUGAUGGAUUGAUAAAGGAUGUGUUCAAGUUGAAGACUCUUUUAACUGUGGUCCAUGCUAGAUUGAUGGAAGCAGAAUUGAUGAAUGGACGAGUUAUUCAAUUCACUAGAGAAAAGAUUGAUGAGGAUGUUGAUGUGAUUGUGCCUGUGUUUGAUCAGGAGAGGCUUCCCAAGCCUUUUGUGGUCCCUUAUCAGAGAAAUGUUAACCUAGAGCCAACGAAGAAGAUUGAGCCCAUGGUUAUUUAUGUUCCCGCUCCAUUCUCAUUUGACAGUACCAAAGCAGUGCCUUGGAACUAUGAGCAUGUAGUUUAUAUGGGUAACAAACCAGUAAUCUUGAAAGAGCCAGAUGUGACUAACAUCGUUGGAGCUAGUGGUGUGACUCGAAGUAAAAGGGUUUUCUCUCCUGAAGUGAUCCCAAAUAAAGAAAGUGCACUAACAAUUGAAUCAACGAAGGGGAAAGAGGUGAAUCCUCCAGAAGCAGGAGAAGGCUCAUCUAAGAAAGCAGUGACUGCUGAAGAGGAUAGAGAAUUCUUGAAGAUCAUCAAGAAGAGUGACUACAAGGUCGUAGAUCAGAUCAACCAAACUCCUUCAAAAAUCUACAUUCUUUCUUUACUUAUGAGUUCCGAGGCUCAUAGGACUGCUCUAUUGAAGUUCUUGAAUGAAGCUUAUGUGACAGAAGACAUCAGUGUUAUUCAGUUUGAUAAUGUGGUUGCUAAUCUUAAUGCUAGUAGUUGUUUGAUGUUCACUGAUGAUGAUUUACCCCCUAAUGGGAGAGAACAUAAUAUGGCGCUUCAUAUCUCCAUUCAGUGCACAAAUGUCACUUUGGCUCAAGUAGUGGUAGACACAGGUUCAUCCUUGAACGUGUUACCUAAGACUACCUUGGCACAAUUGAAUAUUGAAGGGGUGCAGAUGAGACCCAGUGCUUUGAUAGUGAAAGCUUUUGAUGGGCCUGCCUAUAGCUGUCUGUUAGGUAGACCUUAG
Lathyrus oleraceus (garden pea) is the source of this 2037-nucleotide messenger RNA. RefSeq lists its product as uncharacterized. NCBI's taxonomy places the organism in Eukaryota, Viridiplantae, Streptophyta, Magnoliopsida, Fabales, Fabaceae. The record is from RefSeq and is a predicted model, not a curated record. Bases 1 to 2037 code for a protein of 678 amino acids. The transcript has 5 exons.